CACGGAUACAUAGGUAGAAUUGCUUCUGUAUAUAUUGUGCUGCCGUACUCAAAUUGCUCACUCAGCUAGUCUUAUAUUCUUUUUCUUUUAUUAACAUGGAUUGCUGAAAUCUCCAGAUAUCUAGAACUGCAUAACAUAAUCAUCAUUUUUCCCCCGAUUUUCACAAUGGCUGUAUGUGUGAAGGAACAAGCUCACUACUCUCCUCCAUGGGCUGGAGUUAGCAUCAUAGGCAUAGCUGGAAGUUCUGGAUCGGGAAAAUCCACUUUGUCUCAUGCCAUUAUCUCUCAAAUGAACUUGCCAUGGGUUUGCAUUCUCAGCAUGGAUUCGUUUUAUAAGUCAUUAGACGCGGAAGGGUCACGAAAAGCAUUUUUGAAUGAAUAUGACUUUGAUUCACCGGAUGCAAUAGAUUUCGAUAGACUAGUCGAGAUAUUGCAAGACCUGAAAGCAGGAAAGAGAGCUGAGAUCCCGAUCUAUUCAUUCGCAAAGCAUGCUCGAGAGAAGGAGACUACAUCAAUAUAUUCACCACAUGUACUCAUAUUGGAGGGUAUCUUUGCAUUAUACGAUCCUCGAGUUCUUAAAUUGCUAGAUAUGAAGGUAUUCUGUCAAGCAGAUGGAGAUACCUGUUUAUCCCGAAGAAUCCUUAGAGAUGUCGCAGAAAGAGGUAGAGAUAUUGAAGGUGUUAUAAAGCAAUGGUUUGGGUUUGUGAAGCCAAACUUCCAACGAUAUGUAGAGCCUCAGGGAGAAAUUGCCGAUAUUAUUGUGCCACGAGGUGUAGAAAAUCGAGUUGCUAUCAAUAUGGUCGUACAAUACAUCCAACGAACAUUAAAGGAAAAAUCAAUAGCACACAUUGUGGCCUUGAAGAAAUUGGGUUUGGGUGCUGAGGAUGAGCCUCUAUCUAAAUCAGUUCUUCUUUUGGAGCAAACACCUCAAUUCAAAGGGAUGAAUACGAUCAUCCAAGAUAUAGGAACUCCAGCAGAAGAUUUUGUUUUCUACUUUGACCGGAUUGCUACUUUACUCGUUGAACAUGCUAUGAACAAUAUAUUCUUCACAGAAAAGACUGUUGAGACACCGAUCGGCAACAAGUACCAUGGUUUAAUAGCUACGGGCGAAGUUAGUGCAGUUGUUGUCCUUCGGGCCGGAGGAGCUCUGGAAACUGGCUUAAAGCGGGUCAUCCCGGAUUGCAAGACUGGAAGGCUACUGAUCCAAUCGAAUAUCCGAACGGGUGAACCAGAAUUACAUUUCUUAAAUUUACCGGACAAUAUCAACAAACAUGAUAGUGUCUUGUUACUUGAUCCACAAAUGUCAAGUGGGGGAGCUGCACUUAUGUCUGUCCAAAUUCUCGUCGAUCAUGGAGUACCACCCGAGAAGAUUGUAUUUGUGACUUACACUGCAGGGAAAAUGGGAUUAAACCGACUUACAAAGGUCUUCCCUGAGGUUAAAGUUGUGGUAUGCACGAUAAUUCAGGACUACGAGGAGAGGUGGAUCGAAAAGAGGUAUUUUGGAUGUUGAUCAUGACGAGAUGGUUGGUAAUAGCCUGGUUUGAUGGAUAGAUCAGCGACACUCUAGUAAGUAGUAUAUACAUAUAUAUAUUCAUAACAGGAUAUUGUUCCAAGACUUUAGUUUUGACCUGUUGAUUAAAUGAACCAAUGGUAUACUACUAUCAAAUAUUUUAAUACCAAUUUAAACAAAGC
This is a messenger RNA of Botrytis sinoallii, 1691 nucleotides long. RefSeq lists its product as uncharacterized. NCBI's taxonomy places the organism in Eukaryota, Fungi, Ascomycota, Leotiomycetes, Helotiales, Sclerotiniaceae. Bases 166 to 1509 code for a protein of 447 amino acids. Gene Ontology annotation, cellular component: cytoplasm. The transcript is spliced from 8 exons. The record is from RefSeq and is a predicted model, not a curated record. Gene Ontology annotation, molecular function: ATP binding; ATP hydrolysis activity; kinase activity.